UCUCUUAAUGGUGGCACCUAUUUAAGCAUAAAGGAUUCAUGCACCCUCGGCCAUUACCAAAAUCUCUGCUCAAUCCAUCAUCUAAUUCACGAUGCAGACAAACUUUCUGAGAGUACUUGUGAUCCUUUUGGGUUUCUCAUAUGUUCUCUCUGUCUCUGCUAUCCCUGCAACUAGAACCCAAAAUUUGAAUGGAGAAGAUACAUCAGUUUUGCCUUCUUUAGCUCAGGGGGCACUGAAGUUGGAAAAUGAGACGGUGGUAGAUACGGAGGAAAUUUUGAUGGAGAGGAGGAUCGAUUUGGAAAUACAAGACUAUGGAGGGACUGGGGCAAAUAAGGAUCAUGACCCAAAAUCCCCUGGAAAUGGUUGAUGCCCAAAAUAUACAUUAAAUUAGUCAUAUCAUAAACUGUAAAGGAGGAUCUGAAAGAGCUGUUUUCUCUAAAAAUCAAAUGUGUAUGUAUGGUGUUGAGAUAUAUAGUCUCACAUUGGUUGUAUGUGCAACUAAUGUAGAUUUUAUAAGACCUUAGGCAACAUAUGGUUUUCUGCUUGCUUGUCCACGGCUUUU
This is a messenger RNA of Gastrolobium bilobum, 562 nucleotides long. RefSeq lists its product as uncharacterized. Bases 92 to 367 code for a protein of 91 amino acids. Lineage: Eukaryota; Viridiplantae; Streptophyta; Magnoliopsida; Fabales; Fabaceae. The transcript is spliced from 3 exons. The record is from RefSeq and is a predicted model, not a curated record.